Molecule: messenger RNA, 1840 nt
Organism: Ipomoea triloba (trilobed morning glory)
Lineage: Eukaryota; Viridiplantae; Streptophyta; Magnoliopsida; Solanales; Convolvulaceae
Product: probable GTP diphosphokinase CRSH, chloroplastic
Exons: 4
Coding region: 139-1827 (562 amino acids)
Biological process (GO): guanosine tetraphosphate metabolic process
Molecular function (GO): calcium ion binding
Source: RefSeq, a predicted model, not a curated record
CUCGUUCAUUUCUGAAGCGGAGAACGCUACCCCCUUCCAAAUCAAUUCAUUGAAAGAAAUUUGCAGCUGACGAGAGGGAUAUACAUAAUUACAUACAAUCUCCACCACUUGUCUCUCAAUUCCAAUUCCAAUUCUGUAAUGCUCCCCACAGUCACAACCACAGUUAAGCUCAACCUCCCCUUGAUCUCCACCAAUCUUCUUCUCUUUACCACUCCUCUGUAUCCGAGCUCCCGCCCCAGGCCCCGCCGCCUGCUGGUCUCCUCCUCCUCCUCCGCCGAAAUUAUUGGCUCUCCGGAACAUCCCGGCGGCAAGAUGGUGGCGGAACUGGUGGGGGCCUUCAACCAUCUCACCCAUAGGAUGAACACCGCUGCCUUGUCCACCAGCUCCUCCCGCUUACUCUUCAAGACUCUCAAGCUUUCCAUCCCUCUUCUUCAAUCCCUCCCUCUUUCCCCAGAUGGCCGCUCUCCUCUUUCCAAGGCUUUGUCUCUUGCGCUCAUCCUUGCUGAUCUGCAGAUGGAUGCAGAGGUUAUCUCCACGGGCAUUCUGCUACAAGUCUUAGAAGCAGGUGCUAUCUCCAUUUAUGAGGUGAAGGGUAGGAUUGGUACCACCACUGCUCAUCUGUUACAUGAAAGCUUGCGUGUUAACAACAUUUCUUCCAAAGUGCAAUUCCUUGACAAUGACAACUCCACUGCAUUGAGGAAAUUUUGCCUUACAUACUAUGAUGUCAGGGCUUUGAUUUUAGACUUGGCUCUUAAGCUAGAUACAAUGCGGCAUCUUGGUUACCUUCCCAGGUACAAACAACAAAUGCUUUCUCUAGAGGUGAUGAAGAUACAUGCUCCUUUAGCACAUGCCAUUGGAAUGAACCUUUUGUCUGUGGAACUGGAAGAUCUUUCUUUCCAGUAUUUGUUUCCUUAUUCUUAUCUUUAUCUGGAUGCUUGGUUGAGGAGCCAUGAGACAGGAAGCAAACCCCUGAUAGAUGUUUACAAGGAACAGUUGCUCAACUCCCUUACAUCUGAUGCUAUCUUAGCAGAAAUGGUUGAUAGCAUCUCUGUUGAGGGUCGGUACAAAAGUCGAUAUAGUUCCAUGAAGAAACUUCUGAGGGAUGGCCGUAAACUGGAAGAGGUAAACGAUAUAUUAGGGUUGAGGGUCAUAUUGAGCCCUGCAUCUGGCAAAAAUGAGUCAGAAGUUGGGGUAAAGGCUUGCUACAGGACACGUGAAAUUGUUCAAUCAUUGUGGCAAGAAAUACCUAGUAGGUCAAAAGACUAUAUUGCCAAGCCCAAGGCCAAUGGCUACAAGAGCUUACACAUGGCUGUUGAUAUAAAUGAAAAUGGCCAUAAUAGACCACUGAUGGAAAUUCAAAUACGCACAUCAGAUAUGGACAUGCUUGCAGCAGGUGGAACAGCAUCUCAUGCAUUAUACAAGGGUGGUCUUACUGAUCCAGAAGAGGCAAGACGUUUGAAGGCAAUUAUGAUGGCUGCAGCAGAACUUGCAGCUCUGCGUCUUAAAGAUCUCCCCUCAACAAAUCCUAAAGAUCUUGGUGUUGACAAUAGAGACAUGGUGUUUCACCUUCUUGACAAAAAUGGAGAUGGAAAAAUCAGCAUUGAAGAACUUAUGGAAGUGAUGGAAGAGCUUGGUGCUCAAGGCGAAGAUGCUCGAGAGAUGAUGCAGCUACUUGAUUCAAAUAAUGAUGGUUUGCUGAGUUCAGAUGAAUUCGAUUUAUUCCAAAAGCAGAUUGAAUUCAUGCGGGAUUUGGAAUAUAGAGACAAUCACUACAAGACCCUGUUAAAUGAGAAGCUUCAAAUGACAAAUAGCAAUGUUUUAAUUUAGGAAACCAGUAAAA